Pimephales promelas (fathead minnow) is the source of this 10472-nucleotide messenger RNA. RefSeq names its product transcription activation suppressor family member 2 (gene tasor2). Gene Ontology annotation, cellular component: nucleoplasm. Lineage: Eukaryota; Metazoa; Chordata; Actinopteri; Cypriniformes; Leuciscidae. Gene Ontology annotation, biological process: negative regulation of gene expression, epigenetic. The record is from RefSeq and is a predicted model, not a curated record.
CUCGCUACGAUUUUCUAUGUAUCGCCGCGUCCCUCGAGGCGAGCGCGCGCGCUAUCGAAUGAUUUAGCAUUCCAGUCAGAAAAAAACGGUUAAAAACCGGCCUUCAGACCACUUCGCUGGCUGCCGUUUUCACAGCCCAACCUUUGCUGUCUUUAUGUGGAUUCGCUUCCUGGUUGCAACACAGUCACACAGUACAAUUCAAGUUCUUCAAUACGCAUUUCAGCCUGAGAGACCAAUGUUCCUCGUCGAAACUAAUAAUUAUCCUCGGAACUUUCAAUAAACAUUUCAUGACUAUUUCUCGGAACAGGCAGUAUCUUUUUAUUCGUUUGAGUGGAAUGUCGUGGGCCACCGAGUAUUAGAAAUAUCUAAUAUAUCGUGUGAGUGCUAAGCGAAAACCUGGGAUCUAUGCUUCGUCUUCAUGGAGAAUGCGACUACACAAUCAACACAAGGUCUUCUGGAGCCUGUGCAUCCAGGCUCAGUAACCUUUAAUGAGAGUAUUCUAACGCCACUUCGUAACAACUAUUUGUAUGAGGAAUCAAAAGAAUGUUUCAUGUACAACUCUGCCCAGUUGAUCAACAAUGACGCUUUACAAAAACAGUAUGCUGCCUUUCGUUCUGAAAAACGGGAAAAAGGAUAUUCUGAACAGGAACUUGAAGAGUCAUUUGGCUUCCUGUUGCUUGAUGAUGCAAGCAGGGCAAGGAAAAUUGGUGAAACAGGCUUAUUGGUUAGACAAGGAAAAUGCACUACUCUUGGAGACUCUUUGAAAGGUGUCUAUAUUUCAAAAUACUCAGACUGCCUUGACUUGAAGCGCUGGUACGAUGGCAAGACUGGCUACAUUGUGCUUUUGAAGCUGACCAAGGGGAGAGUGAAAGAAGUUACAGACAACUACACCCAGAAUUUCACUCCUCCGACAGCUGGCUUCGACUGCCACGUGUCAGACCAGAUCGGUGCUGUGUCUUCAACUACAAGUUCUUUCUUGGCCUAUGAGCGAACACAGUACUACAUGUAUGAACUCUGUGAUAGAAGCAGUGAAACAAGGUCAUGUCCGAGACAUGCUUGUCCGUUUGCCAUCGUGGCAUUUUCAUAUGGGAAGAUGAACACCUCAUCAGAGUUGGAGCAAAAGAGCCAAGACAAAACAGUGUUUCAUUACCAACCAUGGAUUGGCCAAUUCAAGAUUGAAUCCACUGUCUAUGAUGUUGGUCUUCAGUCUUCGAGCGGAGCCUGGUUCCCAGCAAAACUCCCAAAGACAGUUCAAAUUGACCGUGCAAUUGGUGUGUCUGAACUGAAGAGGACUUUGCCGCGGGAAAUCUUUGAAACUUGUAUUGUGGGUGAAGUUUGCAUAGAUGGCAGAUGUUUCAACUUGUAUGACGUUGUCUCCUCUAAGGCGAAAAAUGAUCUUGCUCAGAUAACCCAAGAGCUAAAGGAAAAUGACAUGGCUCUUGUUAUACCACUUGAAGAUUCAGGUUUCCUUAUACUGUUACACUCUUCACAUCUCUUCUCUUAUGAAGAUGCAAAGUCUGGUAAGGCAGCAGCACUUCAAGGCAUGUUUAUUUUCCCAGACUCAAGAACUGUGCCAAAAGGUGCGAAGUCUGACCUGACAGAUACUAAAGUGUCAUCAGAAAUAAUGCAAGUCAUUCCAGCACUGAACUAUGCAGAAAUGGAGAUGGAAAAAUGUCCUCCAAACCAACAGGGGUGCUCUCAAAUUUCAUUAGAGAAGCAUUUACAAGACUAUGGCACUCUUUUUCACCCAGGGCUGUUGGACGUUCCCACCAGGGAAGCAAGUAUGUUUCCGGACCAAUAUGAUGUGCCUGGUGGUUUUACUCUGAUAUCGCCUAAGUGGUCACAGGAGACUGGCACUCGAUUAAAAUCCUAUUUUGAUGAACCUUGUGGCUUUACAAUUUCAGUAGUGAGGGCACUGGAGUUACUCACCACUGGUCGUCAGCAGCGUGGUGAAGAUCAUGACGAUGAUGUCUAUUACUGUAUAUCAUCACCUGAUGAGGUCCCGCAGACUGAUGCCCCCGUUGAAAUGGAGGUGACUAAGCACACAGAGGCCAUCAGUGAUGCCUCUCACAGGACUGAUCACAAGCAUUUGACAACAGAGCAGCCUCAACCUGCUUUGCCAGAGGGCACUGAUAAACUGGGAACAGCUGUAAUUACUGUAGCUGACAGUGUGUUGGUGUAUCCAACUUCCACAGUUUCACCUAAAUUGGGUGACUUCCCUUCAGAAAAUUGUAUAAGUAUUGACGGUGAUGUUGAGAAAACAUCUCAAGGCAACACUAAAGGAGAUGCUGAUGGAGUCUGUGUAGAUUUAUCCACAAAGGAGACUUCCAUCCAAACAAGGACUACACCAAUAAUCACAUCAAUAGAAGAGGGUGGUGCUGCUAAAGGGAUGGAGGAUAAUAUACAUCCUGAGAAAACAAUGGCUGAUCCUGAAAAGAAACUAAAUCUGCAGUCUUCUUCGAAACGUAAAGGUAGGAAGCGCAAAAUUCAAUGGAGAACCAUGAAGAUAAAAAGAAAAGCUAUUAAAAAAAACCCUGCUUCAACUUUGCCUCUCGUUUUGCCAGAGAACUCCACAAAUGGCCCUACAAAAGACCAGACUCGGACUGAGACCAUGCAUGCUGAUGACAUUAAUCAGAGGCUGCAUUUAACUAGUAGGGGCAAGGGACGCAGGCAAAGGGGCGUAAAACGAAAUCAAGGACAAGAAGCUUUAAAUGUGUCAACAGAAACUAUACUUGAUCAAAGUCCUUCAAAAAGAGACUGGCGGUCUCUUCCAAGGCGUAAAAGAUUGUGGAAUACUGAUGACAAUCUGAAGCGUUCUUUGAGAUCUGGUGCUGUAAAGAUUGAUGAGGAGACUAUAGUGAACACACCGGCUGAUACAACAACGCAAAGAUUGUCUAGCACACCCAAGAGGAAGAUGGAGGGAUAUAGCUUGAGAGAACGAUAUGGUCUCAAGACCAUAAUCACAACCUGUGGUAGAGUUUUUGUUCCACAUGGUUCAGAUGUUGAUGUACAUACUGCAAACAAGAGGCAAAGUGAGAAAAUGCAUGUUGAGAUGAGCAUUGACACAAAAACAGAAGCUAUUUCUCCUGUGGAAAACAAAUCCACAGAAGUAGUGGAAAGUAAGGGAGAAGCUCCCUCGACGGUGAUGAAAGAAUUACCCAGUAAAGUUCCAGUGGUAAGUGACUGUGAAGACUCUUCGGAUGAAAUGCCAACUGCUCUCUUGUCAGCAUUAAAGAUAUUGAGAAACCUUCACAAAAACAACCCAUUAGAAAUUGAAAAAAGUGGGGAUUUAUUUUCAGAAAAGCCCAUUAAUUCUACAUUAAAUGAGAACGUAGGCUUCCAACAAACGAACAAAGAAACAGAUGCAGCUUCUAGUCAUCCCAGAGUAUCUGACCAAUCCAUGCACUUGGACCCUAAAAUAUCCUCCCCUGACAAAAACAAAAAGAAAGCAAAAUGUGAUGUGUACAGUGCAAUAUCUAUAAGCAAAUUAAAGACAGUACUCAGAAGGGGAAAGAGGCCGAAAUCUCCUUCCCCUGAUGACAGUGCCAAAUCUGAGCCAGAAAACACAGAGCCAGAAUCAAAAAAAAGACAUUUGGGCACCAUUAUGCAGCUGCAAUGUGAUAUUAUCAAGAAUAAGUUGAAAGACAAAGCAUCACAGCCCAUGAUUAAUAAGGCACAAUAUCCACCAAAGAAGCCUGUGGAGGUAACCAAACAACCUGUGUCUUGGAGAGGUCUUAUUCACAAGGCAUCAAAAGAAAAUGGGUCUCUCAAUUUUGACACAUCAGCACCUUUUGAAAUAGCUAAACGCAAUGACCAGCAGCUCGUAUCGUCGCUUGGGGAUAGGGUGGGAAGGACGAGAAUUAGCGUUGAUGGCAAAGCCAGUGCAGAGAGUGAGAGCAUGAGUGCAUCUCUGCCCUCAGAUGCUUUGAGUUUACUGGCUGACUUGGCCCUCGGUGCAAGUAAUGAUAAAAUGUUAUCGAACUUAGAAGCCAAACCUGGCCAGGAGUCCCUUGAUGGAAUAAAGAGCAUCGGCUCCCCGGAGUCAGUCCUUCAUGCUCUUCUUCGUUGUCCAUCUGCCAGAGUUAAAUUACCCCCCAGGUCUCCUGUUCCAGAAGGUCUUUUAGUGACUGGGGAACUGAUUUUGGAAAUAUCUAAAGAGCAUUCUUACUCACAGCCAACCUCUCUGCUGUCAGGUUUGUCAGGUCCAUCCCCCCAGGUUUCUUAUCCACAUGGAUGUGUAGAUUCGGGUUUGUCAUUGAAGACUGGGCUUCAUCUCAACCUGCCUAAAGAUACUGCACCCUCGAGUCAUCAAGAGGAAGGAGGAAAAACAGAAUGGAAGCACUUGAUUUCUUCAAAUAAGACAAUGUCGUUGAUUCCCAAGGCAAAAGCACGAAAAUCAAGAUUUGCACGGAAUAGAAACUUAAUUGAAAAGGAGGGAAAGAUCCAAGUGACGAGGAUUUGGGAAGAAGAUUAUGAUUUUAAAUUUGACAGCAAGUUCACCAAUGACAAUAAAGACAAAACUGUCACACGAGCACUUCAUGGGAAAUGGAACUUCAACAUUGAAGACACCUAUGAGGAUGUCCAUCUCAUUUUUCACAUGUGGAUUGGACUUUUUUAUAGUAAACACACCUCCAGGUUAUUUCAACUUGAAAAUUGUACCGCACUUCCAAAGGGGAAGGAUGUUGAAAAGGUUCAUCUGGACAUUAACGCUAUUCAAAAUGCUGUGUCAUUGCUCAAUGUUGAGUUGACCUCGAAAGAUGACUCAUCCAGGCCAUCAGAGGUUUUGGAUCUUUCUGUGAAAAAUGGCGAGCCUGUGAAUUUCUGUUCAGUCUCAAAUCAAAGCAGAAAAAAAGACACAGCAUCAAAUCCUGGUGGAAUUUCACCAACGACACCAAGCCGUUCACCUUCUGGGACAAGUCUCUCCCUCAAUCCAAAAGUUACAGCAUUGAUGAAUUAUAGAUCUUCUGUGGACAUACCAGUUGACAAUUCAGUGCCUGACAGUCACAGUGACUCUGAUGAUGAAAAUGACAUCACCACUGACUGCACAUAUUCUCAGCUCUUGGAAGGAAAUAGUUCAUAUAACCAGUUGUGUGAGCAAGCAUCAAAUAUGAGGAUAGGUAUUCGGAUACUACUACCAAAGGUCAGAAAUGUUACUAAGAAUGAAGCAUCUACAAGAGUGACUACUUUUGACCUGAAAAACAUUAGUGUGUUCCAUCAAGUAUAUAGUCCCAUAAAACCGUCAGCAUUCUCAAAACAACAUCGUCUGAUUUUGGGUAGGAAAAGUUUUGAUCUGAGUUUAAAGAAGGCAACUGGGCGUAAAGCACAUACAGUACUCCAGAAGGAGAAUGUUUCUGACAGUGCAGAGAGUAAAGAGAUUUCUGAAACAAAUGAAAACAAAAAUGGGUGCCCAGCAGCUGUGGUUGAUGGAAAUGUGGACCAUACUGGAAUCGGAGCAUCCAUUUCAGUACAGGAAAGUCAAGAGAGUAAAGAAGUCUCAGAUGAAGAUAGCCAAGAUGGAUGUCUUACAAUUAUGGAAGAUGGAAAUGUUGACGAAAACAUGACUUCUGACUUGUCAAGCCAAGAUCAGAUUAGUGUUGAGCAUAAUUGCUCUGCUCAUUCAAAGGAAGAUCUUAAACCUUUAAAUCUCAAAGGUCACGCAAACAUGGUAGAUGUUCUUGGAGAUGUUUCACCACAUGAUUCUAGUGUUGAAGAGCAUAAUGUGACUUCUAUUGUGAAAAAGGAUCUUAAACCUUUACUAGAUGACACAAAUCUACUUGACCAUGUUGAGGAGCUAAGCGAUAUUUCAUCAGAUGAGACGAGAGUUGAAGAGUAUAAUGAGACUUCUAAUGCAAAGGAAAAUCUUAAGCCUGUGCAUGACCCGAAAGAUCACACAAACAUGGUUGAUGAGCUGAGAGAUGCUACAUCAGAUGAUACUAGUGUUGAGGAGCACAAAGAGACUUCUACUGCAAAACUAGAAUUGAAACCUAUAUUAGAUGAUACAAAUCUAGAUAAGCUAAGUGAUAUUUCAUCAGAUGAGACGAGAGUUGUAGAGUAUAAUGAGACUUCAAAUGCAAAAGAAGAUUUUAACCCUGUGUAUGACCUGAAAGAUCACACUCAUAUGGUUGAUGAGCUGAGAGAUGCUACAUCAGAUGAGACUGAAAUUGAAAAGUGUAAUGAGAUUCCUAGUGCAAAAGAACAGCUUGAUGUGAAAGAUCGGUUAAACUUGACUGAUCCGUCGUCCCAUGGAAUUGAAGAGAAUGACACUAAAAAGUUUGCGGAAGAAAAAGAUGAAGGUUAUACUGGUGAAGAAAUUAUGCAAGAAGGUCAGAGUAAGUCAAAGGAAUGGGAUAACUUGGAUGGCAGUGAUACUAAACAUGAGGCGUCCAUGGCAAUGGUGGAACAUCAAGAUGAGUUUGUUUGGGGUCUAAAGGAUAAAAUAAACCGUGUUGAAAUGGAAUUCAGUGAUGAAGAUGCUUUCAUCGAUGAUGAUGAUGAUGACAUGGAGAUACAAAAGCGUGAAACACAACCUUACACACCAGAGGAGACAGACCUAGAAGACUAUACCCUUGUAUUAAGCAAUGAUUCAUCCUCAGAUGAGGAUCAGCCGAUGUCCGUUCAAGAGAAACCCACCCCAGCUUCUUGUACUGAUACUUCUAAUAUAAUGCAAGAUGAGAUUAAAACCGAGACCCUUCAGCAGAGUUUUGUGGUCCAACAAGAAGCUCUUGAAGUAUGUCAGAAUGAGUUAAAACCACUAACUACUGUUGAACCCACCAAAUUGGAUAUUAGUCAUUUAGAAAAAGAUGAUGAAAGAGAUUUAGGCCAACAGGAUAAAUCUAAAGCCAGUGUUGAGGAUGAUACACUUGUUGACGAGGAGACACAAAGUCAAGGCUCUUGUAAAGAUGACCUCAUCAAAACAUACCAAGAAUGCCUGUCUGCAAAAAUGUGUGCUUUGCCCCAUAGCCGGACUGAAACUCGUAAUGAAACCGUUGCUCCUCAAGCUUUGACAAUUUACAAACCCUCAGAAGUGGAGGUAAACAGCAUGUGCUCUACUCCUACGCAAGAUGAAAUUGCAUCUUUACCAGAAGUGAAUGAAAAAUUCAGGGAAGAAGAUUUGAAUAGGGAUCUUUACUUUCCUUACAACACUGAUCAUGUUGACAUGCUGCCACCUAAAAUUCCUGUAUGUCCUCAAGCACAUGUUUCUACCACAAAGUCAAUAUCUGAGUUUAUAGGGCAUUAUGAAGAAACGUAUGAUGACGAACUAAGGUGUGAGAGAAUGAAAAAACCUGGGAAAAUGGAUUUCAAAGAUAAAUCUGAAUUAACUACUAAGCGUUCGCCCAGUGAGGGCUCUUUCCAGUUAAGGCACAAACUCUGUCCCACCUCCCAGCAAAAAGAUGACAAGAACUAUAACUCCAUUGAGGGUGGACCUCAAAAUGAUUCUGGAUUAUUUUACAGAGACGACAAUGUAGACGAUUUGCAUGAAUAUUACCAGGGAUCUGAUGAAGGUUUGUCGUGGCCUGAUUACCAAACAGAGGAACCAGUUGAUCACCAAUUGUAUCCAUGUGAAAAUGAAUUUAGUUGUGACAAUGAUCAACCCAUUUGUUCUAAGUACAUUACAUCUGAACGUGAGUAUUCCUACAGGCACACAAAGCAUGCAAAGAAAGAGGUGGAAAACUUUUGUUGGGCAGAAAAGAGUUAUAAAUCAGACCCUCUGUCAGUUACUUGUACUACUGAAUAUACCAGGGAACAAAGUCCAAAAAAAAAGUCCAGAAAAAGCAAAUUUUGCCAAUAUUCUGAGUGGGAUGAUGAAGACUGUCCCAAUUUUACUGUAGACUACAGUAUCCAAAAAACUGUAGACUACAGUAUCCAAAAAACAUGCUUUGAAACUUGUCAAGCAAAGCCAACUAAGGUAGUCAGGGUUAGUUCCCUUCCACAUGUUAAGACAACUAAGCAGCAAUUUGACUGGCGCAGGUAUUUCAGAAGGGAGGCGGCCUUCAGUCAGCAAUUAGAUGUAAGUGAGAGGGAUAAUAAGUUCGACAUUCCACUCUCCUCUAUUGUCACAGUUUUGGACAGGAAAGGAAACCGGGUAACAUUCAGUAACUCUCCCACCGUGAAACCAUCUUUCAUUGGACUUGAAAACUCUUUUCAUGGCUGGCAAGAACAACAAAGUAAGACUGAUGUGACCCGGUCUGCGGUUGACCUUGAGUACCUUAUUUUCUCUAAAAACAUGAGUCAGGUUCUCAAAGAAAAUAAGAGCACAUCCAGUACCAGCACAUCACACUGUUGGGAAAAUCCUGACCUGUCUACAUGUCCCAUGACUGUUCGGUUUUCAAAUCUCAGUGAAGAGGAGAACUCCGCUGACCUUAGUAAAGCACAACAAUCACUUACUGAUUUUAAGAUAAAAGUGGACAUGUCUGACAGGAGAGGGAUGAGGGAGUCUGUAAGAAACUGCAAACCACAUCUUCAAAGACUUUUCUGUGAAAAGGGCAAUGAUGUUGAGUUUGCCGGGAUCUCAGAAAUAACAAAGCAAUGUGCUGUUACAUACAAGUCCAUGAUGAACGAUGUCUGCAACAGGAAGAGACUCUCUCGUCCAAUUGAGCCCAGUGGAAAGAGCGUCAAGAGGAAAUACAGUCGAGAGAGCGUUGGCCAACAUCCUGGAUUCGUUGGUCGUAUCAAGAAGGACACUUUCGACAAUCCUCACGACUAUCAGAAGUCCUCAGUGUGGCAAGCAUCCAAGACUAAGUACAGGUUCUUUAUACUCGUCACAUCAACGGAUACCUUCUUUAAAGAAACCAAGCACAUGUUGGAGAUUGAGGGCCACAUACAGGUUGAACCAGAAGAGUUUGACCUCAGUAAUGAUGGUCAGUCCCCUCUUCUCAUUAUACUGAGGAAUGAGGACAUUGCAGAGCACAUAUGUGAGGUGCCUUAUUUGCUGGAAUUGAAGAAGUCCCCCAACGUCCUGUUUGCUGGCAUCGACCGACCCGAUGACGUGGUGAACCUCACUCACCAAGAGCUUUUUGCAAACGGAGGCUUUAUAGUGUGUGAUGACUUGGCUCUUGACACACUUACCCUAGAUGACAUGAAGAAAGUCGUGGGGAUUCUGGAGGAGUUAGACAAGCAAGGGAAAUGGAAAUGGUUUCUGCACUAUAGAGACAGUCGCAGGCUUCGGGAAAGUGCGAGGUCCAGUCCUGAGGGAAGUAAGAAGCAGCAGUUUAUCGAUUGCUGUCAGAAAGCUGGCAUAGUCGAGGUCUUGCCCUAUCAUGAAUGUGAUGUCAUUUCACGGGAACGGCCGGAUUAUCUCUUCUGUUUGACCCGCCUCCAGAUUCAAAACGCCUCUGUACGGUUUCCUGUGUUUAUUACAGACACACCUACGGACUCUUUUGGAACAAAUGGGAUUUUAACCAUGAACAUUUACACAUUUUCACGGAUUCUUUCAAAUGAUACUUGUUCUGUGUCAUAAAUGUGUGUAUGUUGUUUUUUUGUGUGUUUGUUUUAUUUUAAUUUUUUAUCAAAAUAUAAUUUCUUACCGUUGGUAAGUACACCUUUGUUCAUAAUUAAUUUAUUGUUUAUGGUAAAACUUAAAGCAUAUAUCUUUGCUACUCAUGUGUAAUUGAUUACAAUUUAUAAGCUUUCCAGAAAAAGCUUUACCAUUUAUAAGACAGUUUCAAUGUACAAAUGUUUUAGUAUGUUUUAACCUGACUAUAUUUUUUAUCUCGACUGAAAACUCUAAUAAAUGAACUGUUUUAGUAUUGUUGUUUAGUUUUGUGUAUUUAAUACAUGUUAUAUUAUAAUUUAUUUAUUCAUUAUAAUCUAUUGUGGUUAUGAAGAUGUAGGCUUAUCUGUGUGUGCUUAGAAAAAUUCAAGUUAUGUUUAUUUGUAUAGCGUUUUACAUAGAUACAGUACAUUUAAAAUAAGGAACCAACUUAAAAUAUAAUAUUUGUUUUGCUACUAACAUAUUCUUCUGUAUGCUUACUAGACUUCUAUAUCUGCUCCCUAUUUGUUGUAACUUGUAUUUAUCAAUGAUUAUAGGUUGUGGUCAUCAAUUUUGUUCAUUUUUUGGUCUGGUACAAUUGCUCUCCUUUUUAAAUUCUAAAUUGAUUCCAAACUUGUUUGAACAUUUUGAUCUAGUUUUUCGUAUUUAAAGCUAAGGAAUCACUUGAGGGGAAAGGAGUGAAGGUAAGCUACUUCCAAAUUCUGGUUUGUAUUUGUACUUCAUUUACACCUGUCUCCAUCAAAGGAUUUAUUUUUCAGAUUCAGUGCAUUAAUAUUAAUUUGUAGAGGAAGACCAGGGAGUGUUGUAACAUGGGGUCAGUUGUAACACUGUCAGAAGUCAAAAAAGAUCUAUGGUAAUUUCAUCGAUAUCAUACACUCCCAUCACCAUUUUGACCUCAUGGGAAGUGACUGAGCUAAAUUGUUUUAUUUUAUUGAAAAGUGCCUACUCUUUGUUCUUCAAUAAAGUUCUUGCAUAAAAUGUG